AUGGAACGUUACUUUAAAAAACUGCAAAGUGGUGAUUCUUCAUCUUCUUCAAGUGCUAGAAUUGUUGAAUCAGUAGAAAAUCAGUCUGCAAUAGAAGUUGAAUUGGAUUGGAAUGAUAUUGAUGUUGAUCCAGGAAAACGAAAGUCAAUAGAGGCUUUUGAUGUUGCUAUUCGGGAUAGAGUACGGAGAGAGUAUUUGGAUAAAGGUCCUUGCCAACCAAUUGGGAAUACAUAUCCGAAAAAGAAAUAUGGUAUUCAAGAAAGAAGUUUUCAAGAUGCUUGGUUUACUAAAUUUCCAUGGUUAGAUUAUAGUGGAUCAAAAAAUGCAGCCUUUUGCUUUUGGUGCUAUCUUUUCAAGCAAUCAGAUAAAGGAGGUCGAUAUGCAGAAGAUGCUUUUACAAAGACAGGCUUUAACAAUUGGAAAAAUACACUAGAAAAAUUCAAUCAACAUGUUGGGGCUGCAAAUAGUUGUCACAAUAAUGCUCGAAUUCAGUUUGAAGCUUUUCAAGAUCAAAGGCACAGUGUGGCAAAUGUAUUUCGAGCAAAUACUCGUAAGGCAGAAGUUGCAUAUCGUGUUCGGUUGACUGCUUCAUUGGAUGUGACUCGUUUUCUUUUAAAACAGGGUUUGCCUUUUCGUGGACACGAUGAAUCAAGUAGUUCAAAUCUAGUCAAAGAUAUUGGGGAUAGAGUUUUCACUAUCUUGGUUGAUGAAGCUCGAGAUGUUUUAUUGAAGGAACAAAUGGGUGUUGUUUUAAGAUACUUGAAUAGUGAAGGAUAUGUGAUUGAGCGAUUUCUUGGGAUUGUACAUGUAACUCAUACUUGUUCUCGUUCUUUGAAAAAUGCUAUUGAUGCUUUAUUAUCGAAGUAUAAUUUAUCUCUAUCCAGAGUGAGAGGUCAAGGAAACGAUGGAGCUUCAAAUAUGCGAGGUGAGUUCAAUGGAUUGAAAUCUCUAACAUUGCAAGAAAAUCCUUCUGCCAUGGCAUCUUGUAAGAGAAAGGAUCAACUUAGGAAGUUGCAACAUGAAAGAUUAGUUGCACAACUUGAUGAAGAAGUGACUAGUGGAAGAGGUCAAAAUCAAGAAACUACUUUGGUGGUUGAUUUAAUUAUACAAGAGAUGAAUAAUCGGUUUUCUGAAGCUAGCACCGACUUGCUAAAAUGCAUAGCGUGUCUUGAUCCAAGAAAUUAUUUCUCUGAAUUCAAUGAGCAUCAAGUCAUUCAUAUUGCUACUUUAUAUCCCGAGGACUUCUCUGCGAGCGAAUGUUUACAUCUUCCACGGCAAGUUAGUAAUUUUAUUGCUAAUGUGCGGUGUGAUCCUCAAUUUGUUGCGCUUAGUGAUUUGAGAAGUUUUGCUAUGAAAAUGGUCAAAACUAAGAAGCAUUUAGUUUUUCCAUUGGUCUAUCGGAUUAUUGAGUUGGCCUUGGUUUUACCUGUUGCUACUGCUUCUGUUGAGAUAGCAUUUUCUGCAAUGAAGACUAUCAAGACUGAUUUACGAAAUCGAAUGGGAGACGAGUGGAUGAAUGACAGUCCAGUUGUGUACAUUGAGAAGGAUAUUUUUUCAACGAUUGAUAACGAGCCGAUCCUGCAGCAUUUUCAAUCGACGAAAACACGUAGAAUUCAGUUGCCGCCGCUUUAG
Molecule: messenger RNA, 1632 nt
Organism: Salvia splendens (bonfire salvia)
Lineage: Eukaryota; Viridiplantae; Streptophyta; Magnoliopsida; Lamiales; Lamiaceae
Exons: 4
Coding region: 1-1632 (543 amino acids)
Source: RefSeq, a predicted model, not a curated record